CUAACCAUGUAAAUGAUGCACAGGUUUCAUCGACGAGAUACGGCGGACACGCAAGGAUAACAAAGGGACUCUUCACAUCUGGGUAGGACCCAAGCUGUGCGCCUAUGUUGCUAACCCUGACGACGUUGAGAAUGUUUUUAACAGGAAAGAUGCCAUCAACAAAGGUUUUUUGUUCAGCUUCUUUCAUUCUCACAGCCUCGGCAUUGUCACGUCUACAACUCCUCGAUGGAACCAUAUGCGUCGGCUUGCCAACAUUCCUAUGGCACACAAACAGAUGAUAGACAGCUUCGAGGAAAUCUACCAGUACAACUCCAAAGUCCUGCUGGAGCGGCUGGCUACCGUGGAGAGCGGGGAUUACCUGGACAUCAACCGGUACCUCUCCCGCUGCUGCCAGGACAUCACGUAUGGUGCACAUUUCGGAGUAAAUCUUGAUAUUCAACACAGUGAGGAGUUUAACGCUCAAGAUACAGUCCCCAAGGUACUGAACCUUGUCUUCGAGCGAAUGAUGAAGGUUUGGCUCUACCCAGAUUUUAUCUACGACAUGACACAAAGGGGCAAGGACAUGAAGAGAUGUGUGAAGCACCACCAGAACGUUGCUAGAAAGAUUUUAUCAGAAAGAAGAAGAAUUUUGAAGGAACGCAAGGAGAAUAUGAACGAAAAUGAGUUUGAGAAAAAGUUCCCGAAGGUGAUGGACGUUUACCUAAACGAACAAAGCGGACUGACUGAUGAUGACAUUGUUGACAACAUAAUGGAUUUGAUGCUGGUUGGGUUCGAGGCGAUGUCACAGACCCAAGGCUGGGUUGUCCUGCUGUUGGCCAUGUUCCCACAGUACCAGGACCUGGUGCAGGCAGAGCUGGACGAGCAGUUAGGACCAGUAGAAGAGGAAUUCACUCUUGCUCAGCUACAGAAAUGCCAGUACCUAGAUAUGGUCACCCGGGAGGCCCUCAGACUGUUUGGACUGCCUGUUGUGAUUCGAAAGCUGGAGAGCGACGUGUCCAUAGAGCACUACACGCUCCCAGCCGAGGCAGAGAUCAUUAUAGGGAUGUGCAUGGUACACCGAGACGCCCGCUACUGGGACCACCCGGACCAGUUCUAUCCCGACCAUUUCCUCCCAGAGAAGGUUGCAGCGAGACCCAAAAACGCUUUCGUGCCUUUUGGAUUGGGCCCUAGAAAAUGCCCAGCCUACUCCUACGGCAUGGCGACUAUAAAGUUUGUGGUAGCCACACUGCUGCGCAAGUACAGGUUCACAACGAAGCAGGACUACGACAACCUCCCCCUGGAGCUCCUGUUCAUGUACAAGCCAGCAGACGGUUUCCUCGUGCGAUUUGAGCCGCGGCACGUUAUUGCAUGACAGUGGGAUUUAAUAUAUCAAAUUCAUAUGUUAACAGUUACGUCUGUAAGUUAUUUAUACUCGUCAUGUAUACGGGAGAAAAUAGGAGAUAUAGCUUUGUCAUCUGUCUGAUAGCUGUACACGUGUAAUUAUUGUGGAAUGUACAACUAUUAGUGAACUGUACCAAUUUAAUUCAACUUUUAAUUUUGAAUACUGUUGACGCCGUGAUGUAUAUUCCAUUGUAAUAAAAUACGCUAUAUUAUAUAAAAAUAUAAUAAAAUACAUCAAAUACAUUUCUCUUAAUAAAAAUGAUGUUCCUUCCAUUUACUUAACAACUACUGCUAUCUGUCAGUAUAAUUCAGUUCUACUUUUAUAUUUAACUCUAUUAACCCAAUUAAUUAUUUAUAUCGUUUCAACCUUAAAAUAUUGUAUGUACAGUUGGGAACAGGUUUCUCAAAAUAGUUUUUUUUUCUAGUUAGUGUUAAGUUUCCGGCUACAAGAACUUUUAAGAGGACACAAAAAAUUAUGUAUUUUAAGUAUCAUAAUACAUUUUCUAAUAAUAUAAUAACAAUGUAUCAAUCAUAGGGAGCAUGUUUGAGUAAUAUAAGUCAUGAUAUGCAACAUUAUCCAUAGUUACUUUGUAAAACAUUACACAAAUUGCUCUUUUCAUUCCGGCAGAAAGUAAACUAUGUGAACCUUCUUUACAGGAAAUAAUUAUGUCUACUCUACCUCAUGAUUUAAUAAAUUCUCACUUUACCGACUGGACUGUGAAAAUACUUUCGUAAUUACUAUCUUAAUACUCAGACCGGUGUUAAUAUUAAGAUGCAGCUUACUCUAUGAAACUGCCGAUUGCUCACACACUAGUAAUGUAAACAAGUUCUUUGUCCUUUGAAAGAUGUGUUAUAUAGAAAUUUUACAGACAUUAAACACGACAAAUGUAUUUUUAAAUUUGUUUCCGUGUAGACUAGAAACGGUCCAAUUUGUUAUUUUUACUUCUCGAGAGAUAGAGAAACACUUAAAUUGUAUUUGAAAGAGCAAUUUCUCGCUGUUUACUUAAUUUUAAACUUAUAUAAAGUAGUUUUAUCUUUCAACAUUGUUUUUAUCACACACAACACAAUAGACUGUCUUAAUAUGAACGCGAACAAUCAACACGAAAUUAGAAUACCAAAAUUUUGGUAAUGCCGUUGAACAUUUAAAACAUUAUAUUAAUAUUAACAUUGGAGUAAACAUAAAAAACACACACUCAGCGAUUUAGCAGUAGUAGUAUUACAAUGACAAUUAAUCAGAAAUAUACAAUACUGGAAACAAAUUGGAUUAAUAAUUAUCAGUUUGCCCCUCUUCAAACUGGGUAUUUUCCAAAAGUAAAUAUGGCAGUCUUCACUCGUUUGAGAACGGGUUCCAGUUGUUAUGUAUGUAUUUCUACAGCAAAUGUUAAAUUUUAACAUCAAAGAAGCAUUGUUAUUUCAUUCACUACUUUUAAUUUUUGUUACGAGAGAUUAUCAAAUUGGUAUGCUAAAUUAUUUUUUUUUACUAUCUCGUCAAAAUAAAAAACUAGAUAGUCUUAGUUGCCAAAAAAUAGUUCAAAAUCUUUAUAAUGCUUAUACAAUAUAACUGACUGCAGUAAAUCGACAAUACAAUCAGCAAAAACCUCAAUAUAUAUUUUUUUCAUUAGUAUAUAUGCACUUCUGUAUCUAAGUUUAAAUUAAUUGAUGUUGAAUAUUGGUGAAGAUAUGCACGAGAAUACUUCCUUAAAUUAUUUAAGAAAUUUUCAUAAAAUUAAAGUUUAUUAAAAAUUAAAAUUGGCAUUCAACAAAGUAAUCUUGAUCCAAUAUUCAAAGAAUUUGAUUUAAUCAACAAUUAUUUAACCACAAAGUUGUUACAGGACCACUUUGGGAAAGCUUUUGGAAAAAAGCUUUCCCAAGAAAGCUAGUUGGACAAAUUUAAAAUAAAUGCAAUACUUCAUGGCUCAAAAAUUAAAACUCGAACUAAAAUAACUUUCGUAUUAAACUAAAAUAAAAUAAAACCUUUAUAAUAAAAUAAAUCUAAUUAAUUUAAAUCUUCUUCGAUCCUCGUGUUCAAUCCUAUUUCAGUUGGCACAGAUUCAAAGUCAAAACUGUAAUUGUACUUUUAUUUCCUUUGAACCUUGAAAUAUUGAUCUAUUAAUGCAUUCUUAUAUUUAAAUAUAAAAUUUCUAUUGCAAACAACCUAUAAAUAUUUAAAUUGGUAACUUUACUUAGACGAAAUCUAGCAAGAUUCAAGAUAUUUAGCAAGAUAUUCUUCAAGCAUGAACAGGUUUUAUCUUACUAUCUUGCGUUAGUCAUUUAGUUAAACUUAUAAUUUCAAUAAUCCAAUUUAAUUAAAAUAAUACAAAUUCCACAAAAUCCCACGCAGACACAGCUUUUGGAUACAAACAAAAUUUAAACGCGACUAAAUAAUACGCUAAAAACUGAAAAAGUCACAAAGUCCGCGAAGGAGAGCCGUAUAUACCGCCCCUUCUCUAACCUGCAUUACCUCAUAACAGAAGCCUCCAUUGGUCUCCGAAAAUCCAAUCAUAAGGGUGAAUUAAUUAAUUUUUCAACGUGCCGUUCAAAUUCUGAUCUCAGUUUGCUAACAUUUGUUGAUCAAACAUGCAAUAUAACGUCAUCAGUGUACGUUAAUAAGUGUACUUCAUUCGUAUGUAUUUUGUAUUAUAUAUCAGUUCAAGCAACAGUUUUUUGACUUAAACUUUGCCUCGUGUAUUAUAAUAGUUUUAUUUAUUUGAUUUAGCCUAUAUGAGCAAUUACAUUUUACUUGAGACUUUUGGUAAUAAAUUAGAUGUUAUUGCAUUAUCAACUGAAUAUUGUUUGCUUUUUCCUUUAAAGAGGAAUUUCUAAAAGUUCAGUUUGAUUUACCGUAUAUUUGUUACUAAUGAUGAAAUGCCGACAACGUAAGCAAUGGGAGAGAAGCACGUAGACCGCAUACUAUCCAUAUCACGAUAUUAGUAAUAUUUUAUUUUAGAAUAUUUUGGAUCAUUAUUUUUCGUUUUAGCAUAGUUUUAAAUUAAAAACACCCUACGCCAGAAUAUAAGUGUCAUCAAGUGACAAAAGAUCAGGUACCUACUAAAAUAUUGUACAUACACUUUAGUAUAGUAAUAUAAAUAAAGUUUUCAGUACUA
This is a messenger RNA of Homalodisca vitripennis (glassy-winged sharpshooter), 4484 nucleotides long. Its product is annotated as cytochrome P450 4C1-like. Gene Ontology annotation, molecular function: oxidoreductase activity, acting on paired donors, with incorporation or reduction of molecular oxygen; monooxygenase activity; iron ion binding. The transcript has 10 exons. Bases 236 to 1351 code for a protein of 371 amino acids. NCBI's taxonomy places the organism in Eukaryota, Metazoa, Arthropoda, Insecta, Hemiptera, Cicadellidae. The record is from RefSeq and is a predicted model, not a curated record.